Carassius carassius (crucian carp) is the source of this 1541-nucleotide messenger RNA. RefSeq names its product teleost multiple tissue opsin 2a (gene tmtops2a). Lineage: Eukaryota; Metazoa; Chordata; Actinopteri; Cypriniformes; Cyprinidae. The transcript has 4 exons. Gene Ontology annotation, cellular component: membrane; photoreceptor outer segment. Bases 9 to 1124 code for a protein of 371 amino acids. The record is from RefSeq and is a predicted model, not a curated record. Gene Ontology annotation, biological process: G protein-coupled receptor signaling pathway; visual perception. Gene Ontology annotation, molecular function: G protein-coupled receptor activity.
AAGCGAAGAUGUUUUCUGAAGAAGCUAAUUUCAGUAACACUUCAAACGGCACGGAUGAGGACUUGCUAUCGGCGCUAGAUGAUGACUGGAGCGACACUCCGGCUGAGAAACUGUCACGGACGGGACACAAUGUUGUCGCCGUUAUUUUGGGAUCUAUUCUGGUAUUCGGGAUCCUGAACAAUUUCAUCGUGCUGGUUCUGUUUUGUAAAUUCAAGACCCUGCGGACUCCUGUAAACAUGCUUCUGCUUAACAUCAGUGUGAGUGACAUGCUCGUCUGUCUGUUCGGAACCACGCUCAGCUUCGCGGCCAGUAUCCGCGGCAGGUGGCUAGUGGGGAAACACGGGUGCAUGUGGUACGGCUUCGUCAACUCAUGCUUUGGGAUCGUAUCAUUGAUCUCUCUGGCAAUCCUUUCGUAUGAUCGUUACAGCACUUUAACGGUUUACAACAAGAGGGCCCCAGACUACAGCAAACCCUUGUUAGCUGUCGGGGGCUCCUGGCUGUACUCAUUGUUCUGGACAGUUCCCCCCUUGCUGGGCUGGAGUAGCUAUGGACUGGAAGGGGCAGGAACCAGCUGUUCGGUUACAUGGACAGCCAACUCCUUGCAGUCGCAUGCCUAUAUCAUCUGUCUGUUCAUUUUCUGUUUGGGAAUCCCCGUGCUGGUCAUGGUGUACUGUUACAGCCGGCUUCUCUGUGCUGUCAAACAGUUAGGGCAUAUUAGAAAGACAGCAGCACGGCGGAGAGAGUACCAUAUUUUAUUUAUGGUCAUCACUACAGUGGUGUGCUACCUUUUGUGCUGGAUGCCUUAUGGGGUUGUUGCAAUGAUGGCCACGUUUGGACGUCCAGGAAUCAUCACUCCCAUUGUGAGCGUGGUGCCGUCCCUCCUUGCCAAAAGCAGCACAGUCAUCAACCCUGUGAUUUACAUCCUCAUGAACAAACAGUUUUACAGGUGUUUCCUCAUCCUGUUUCAUUGCAAACACAGCUCACUAGAGAAUGGACAGACAUCAAUGCCUUCAAGAACUACUGGCAUCCAGCUCAACCGAAGAGCUUAUAGCAACCCAGUGGCUAGCAAUGCACCUCCAUCCAUUGGUCUCCAAAAGGAGUGCAGCACCCCUGUCUCGGGCUGAACCAAUCCAUACAAAAUCACAUCUUGAUGUUCCAGCCCCAUUCUAAACCUACCUGUCACAAAUGAUGCCAAGACAGAAAUCAUCUGUGUAGUGUUGUCGAGUGCCUACAAAUCAAAAGCUGAAACAAAAAAAAAAUCAUAACUGUAGCAAAGUGAUCUCUAUAGACGUCGUUGUGAUGACAAACUGUUGUUUAACUCACGUCAUUUUAAGUAAGUAUUUGUGACUUGUCAAUAUAAAUGUUACAAAGAGUGAGAAAAGUGCAAACAGCCACUGGUGACUUGUUAAAAUGGAUGUUUAGAUCAUGUGCUGGUGCAGUACUUCUGAAUGUGCUUACCCCCAUGUUGUCUGUAUGUUCCCAACCCAUUUAAGGCCAGGUCUGAAUAAGAGGUUGAAUAAAUCUAUUAAUUUAAAGGAAGC